AUGCCAGAGCCAGCCAGUGACAAGCUGCACAUUGUCAUGCUCAGGGAUGGCACCGUCCUGGAACUGGCCGAUGCUGAGAUUCCAGACCCCCCUGCCAUCAGCUUCGUGAACAACAUCUCAUGGCUCAACAGCAUGUGGGAUGACUGCAUGGUCCACUGGCAGGGGGAGUCUGUCAUGAAUAUUCAAGGCCACCUGAUUGCACUCGAGUACUGGCCCUUGCUGUACCACUAUGGCUGUGAUCAUCAGUGGAAGAGCAUGAAGAGUAAGUGGACAGACUGGCGGUAUGUUGUUGAAUGCUAUCGGGAAGGCACUGAAGCGCAAUUCUGGGAGGAGUUCAGUGCUGAUGGCAAAUGCAUGAGUUAUACUGUGAUCAUCCAGAAACUAUGUGCCAAGCGCAAGAUGGUCCUCACCGCAGCUGUUGAGCAUGCUUGCAAAGAAUAUGGUGAUGAGUUCAAUGAUCUUUUCACAUAUUGGAAGGGCAGAGAAGAGCAUGUGAUGGUGAAGCCAUCAGUGGUCGCUAAACGAUUCAAUCAAUUGGCUGGCGGACAUGUUCAUGGGUGCCGCUGUAGCACUCGAGCUCACGCUAGGCUCGUAUUCACUGAUUUCCCGAUACACGUUCAAUGCCUGUCACUUUCUGAUGUAACCCACACAACCUAA
Molecule: messenger RNA, 657 nt
Organism: Suillus discolor
Lineage: Eukaryota; Fungi; Basidiomycota; Agaricomycetes; Boletales; Suillaceae
Exons: 2
Coding region: 1-657 (218 amino acids)
Source: RefSeq, a predicted model, not a curated record